GCCAAAAUGGUCUAUGGAAACAAGGCAGUCAUCAAAUUUCUUAUGUUCAAUAUCAUCUACAAUCCUCCAGAAUCCAACAGUUCUCAAGUUGAUCUCUAUGCAUAAGAAUCUGGGUCAACCAUCUAUUACUUGCUUGAGUUCAAUGCCAUGAAGCCAACUUAGACUUACAAUACGUCAUUGUUAAACAUCAUUGCCCCCUUCUUCCAAGGGCGACGUUGCCCAUUUUCAAAAUCUAAAUCUACUUGGACCUCCAAGACAUGAUACUUAAUUUACUUACUACACAUAGCAUAGUGCCCAGGAAGAAAUUUAACAUUCACAGGCUGUUUUACAUUUUACAGGCACAAUUUUCAGAAUCCGGCAAAGUAACAAUGCCAUCGCGUCCCUCCAAAUCUACUGAUGAUGUCCUACCUUCUCCAGGCCAAUUUACCCGUCCUCCACCAUCUCAAUAUUACACCUAUCGUAUUCAACGAGGAGAACAGGGAGUUCUGACAUAUGAGCCUUACAAAUCCUAUCUCCUACCUUUGUGGCGAUUCCGGACUCCCUCGAUUGCAGAAAAGUCCUCGAAUGCCUUAUACGGAGAAUUUCUACGAUUUUACAAGGACAAUGAUUUUGUGGGUAUGGAUAUGAGUAGAAAGUUUAUACAAAUGGGUAUGACGCGAUCGAAACGUUAUGCGAAUCAUAAAGGGGGACGAAAAUACGACGUUGGAAAGGAUGGGGAAAAAGUGGAAAUAGAAAAGAGUCAAGGCCAUGAAGGACAAGCAGAUAAACUGAUGGCUAGUGGCAUAUUCAAAGAAAUGUGGGAAAGAUGCCGGGGCCAUGAAGGGUACAAAGCUUUGAAGGAAAAGUUUCAAAAGGAGUUGAACGACUGGAUAAGUGUCCAUGGAGAGAAAACACGGUCAGAUGAAGAGGGUUUUCAAGUAAGAGAGCAGGAACAAGGCGAAGAAGCAAAAUAUAUCAAGCGAGAGGGCGAAGGGGCAGGGGACUUGAAGGAUUCUAGACAACGAAAGAGGCCAUGGAGUGAAAUAAAAGAUGGUCAGAAGAUCAAGACAGAGGAUAGUGUAGAGGAAACAUCGAGCAACCCAAGAAUGAAGCGAAAACGAAUCGAUCUUUGAUCUGGCGCUAUUUAUACACCCAUCGCUUUGCUUGUAAAUCUCAUAUCA
This is a messenger RNA of Botrytis cinerea B05.10, 1160 nucleotides long. RefSeq lists its product as hypothetical. The record is from RefSeq and is a predicted model, not a curated record. The transcript has a single exon. Lineage: Eukaryota; Fungi; Ascomycota; Leotiomycetes; Helotiales; Sclerotiniaceae. The coding region runs from base 258 to 1112 and encodes 284 amino acids.